Molecule: messenger RNA, 8163 nt
Organism: Physeter macrocephalus (sperm whale)
Lineage: Eukaryota; Metazoa; Chordata; Mammalia; Artiodactyla; Physeteridae
Gene: ITGA3
Product: integrin subunit alpha 3
Exons: 25
Coding region: 410-3616 (1068 amino acids)
Biological process (GO): cell-cell adhesion; cell adhesion mediated by integrin; leukocyte migration
Cellular component (GO): external side of plasma membrane; integrin complex
Molecular function (GO): integrin binding
Source: RefSeq, a predicted model, not a curated record
AGGCGGGGCGCGCGCGGUGGGACCCCUCCUUCCCGUCUUCCUUGCGGUCGACAGGUCUCUCUGCCCAGAUCCGUUGCCGAGCCCGGAUCGGAGACGACAGUGCGGCCAAGUGGGCGCGGCCGGCACGAGUUGGGGGGGCAGGGUGCCCGGGGCAGGGGGGCGGUGACCCGGGACAGUGCAGGCGGGAGAAUAGACCCGCGGACCUCAGAGGGGAAUCUGAGAGCUCAGACCGUGAGCGGACGUGAAACUGGCCAGGGCUGGGGGCCAGAAACUGAUCAGCGCUUCGGGGCUCAGCUAAGCGGACGCCAGAGUGUUCUGCGGUGGCGCGGGGGAGCAGGUGAACGGGUCCUCACUCCCAGCUCCACGCCCUCACGCGCUCUCGCCCGGGCCCCGGCACCCAUCCGCAGCCAUGGGGCCCGGCCCCAGCCGCGCCGCCCGCGUCCUACGCCCGAUGCUCUGCGCGCUCGCCUUGAUGGUGGCCACCAGCGACCGCGUCGCCUCCGCCUUCAACCUGGACACCCGAUUCCUGGUGGUGAAGGAGGCCGGGAACCCGGGCAGCCUCUUCGGCUACUCGGUCGCCCUCCAUCGGCAGACGGAGCGGCAGCAGCGCUACCUGCUCCUGGCUGGCGCCCCCCGCGACCUUGCUGUGCCUGAUGGCUAUACCAACCAGACCGGUGCUGUGUACCUGUGCCCACUCACUGCCCACAAGGACGACUGUGAACGGAUGGACAUUGCAGAGAAAAGUGACCCUGACCAUCACAUUAUUGAGGACAUGUGGCUCGGGGUGACUGUGGCCAGCCAGGGCCCUGCGGGCAGAGUCCUGGUCUGUGCCCACCGCUACACCCAGGUGUUGUGGUCGGGGUCGGAGGACCAGCGGCGCAUGGUGGGCAAGUGCUAUGUGAGGGGCAACGACCUGGAGCUGGACCCCAGUGAUGACUGGCAGACCUACCACAACGAAAUGUGCAAUAGCAACACCGACUACCUGGAGACCGGCAUGUGCCAGCUGGGCGCCAGCGGCGGCUUCACCCCAAACACUGUGUACUUUGGCGCUCCCGGUGCCUACAACUGGAAAGGAAACAGCUACAUGAUUCAGCGGAAGGACUGGGAUUUAUCCGAAUAUAGUUACAAGGACCCAGAGGACCAAGGCAACCUCUACAUCGGCUACACGAUGCAGGUGGGCAGUGCCAUCCUGCACCCUACAAACACCACCAUUGUGACGGGUGCCCCUCGGCACCAACAUGUGGGCGCUGUCUUUUUGCUGAGCCAGGAGGCAGGUGGAGACCUGAGGAGGAGGCAGGUGCUGGAGGGCAGGCAGGUGGGCGCCUAUUUCGGCAGCGCCAUUGCCCUGGCAGACCUGAACAAUGAUGGGUGGCAGGACCUCCUGGUGGGUGCCCCCUAUUACUUUGAGCGGAAAGAGGAGGUAGGGGGUGCCAUUUAUGUCUUCAUGAACCAGGCAGGCACCUCCUUCCCGGCCCACCCCUCCCUCCUUCUUCACGGCCCCAGUCGCUCUGCCUUUGGCUUCUCCGUGGCAAGCAUCGGUGACAUCAACCAGGAUGGAUUCCAGGACGUUGCUGUGGGAGCCCCUUUCGAGGGCUUGGGCAAAGUGUACCUCUACCACGGCAGCUCCAGGGGGCUCCUCAGACAGCCCCAGCAGGUAAUACACGGAGAGAAGCUGGGACUGCCUGGCUUGGCCACCUUCGGCUACUCCCUGAGUGGGCAGAUGGAUGUGGAUGAGAACUUCUACCCAGACCUGCUGGUGGGGAGCCUGUCAGACCACAUCGUGCUGCUGCGGGCCCGGCCUGUCAUCAACAUCCUCCACAGGACCUUGGUGGCCAGGCCAUCUGUACUGGAUCCCGCACUCUGCACAGCCACCUCCUGUGUGCAGGUAGAGCUGUGCUUUGCUUACAACCAGAGUGCUGGGGACCCCAACUACAGGCGGAACAUCACCCUGGCCUACACUCUGGAGGCCGACCGGGACCGCCGCCCGCCCCGGCUCCGCUUUGCACGCAGUCAGUCAGCUAUCUUCCAUGGCUUCUUCUCCAUGCCCGAGAUGCGCUGCCAGACGCUGGAGCUGCUCCUGAUGGACAACGUCCGUGACAAACUCCGACCCAUCGUCAUCUCCAUGAACUACUCUUUACCUUUGCGGAUGCCUGAGCGCCCCCGACUGGGGCUUCGGUCCCUGGACGCCUACCCGGUCCUCAACCAGGCGCAGGCUCUGGAGAACCACACGGAGGUCCAGUUCCAGAAGGAGUGCGGGCCGGACAACAAGUGCGACAGCAACUUGCAGAUGCGGGCGGCCUUCGUGUCUGAGCUGGGGCAGCAGCUGAGCAGGCUCCAGUACAAUAGAGACUUUCGAAAACUGCUGCUGAGCAUCAACUUGACCAACACCCCGAGCCGGGAGCGGGCUGGGGAAGACGCCCACGAGGCGCUGCUCACCCUGGCGGUGCCUCCCGCCCUGCUGCUGUCCUCAGUGCGCCCCCCUGGAGCUUGCCAAGCCAACGAGACCAUGACCGUCGUUUGCGAGCUGGGGAACCCCUUCAAACGGAACCAGAGGAUGGAGCUGCUCAUUGCCUUCGAGGUCAUUGGGGUGACCCUGCACACAAGGGAGCUCCAGGCACAGCUGCAGCUCUCCACGUCAAGUCACCAGGAUGACCUGUGGCCCAUGACCCUGACUCUGCUGGUGGACUACACACUCCAGGCCUCGCUCAGCAUGGCGAGUCACCGGCUACAAAGCUUCUUUGGGGGGACAGUGAUGGGUGAGUCUGGCAUGAAAACUGUGGAGGAUGUGGGAAGCCCUCUCAAGUAUGAGUUCCAGGUGGGCCCAGUGGGGGAAGGGCUGGCAGCCCUUGGUACCCUGGUCCUGGGGCUGGAGUGGCCCUAUGAAGUCAGCAAUGGCAAGUGGCUGCUGUACCCCACGGAGAUCACAGUCCACGGCAAUGGGUCCUGGCACUGCCGGCCGCCUGGAGACCUUGUCAACCCUCUCAACCUCACUCUCUCUGUUCCUGGGGACAGGCCGCCAUCUCCACAACGCAGGCGGCGACAGCUGGACCCCGGGGGAGACCAGGGCCCCCUGCCCGUCACUCUGGCUGCUGCCAAAAAAGCCAAGUCUGAGAUCCAGCUGAGCUGUGGCAGUGACCACACCCGCUGUGUGUGGCUGGAGUGCCAGAUUCCUGAUGCCCCCGUCAUCACCAACGUGACAGUGCAGGCACGAGUGUGGAACAGCACCUUCAUCGAGGAUUACAAAGACUUUGACCGAGUCAGGGUAGCCAGCUGGGCCACCCUGUUCCUCCGAACCAGCGUCCCCACCAUCAACAUGGAGAACAAGACGGUGCGGUUCUCCGUGGACAUUGACUCUGACCUGGUGGAGGAGCUGCCAGCCGAGAUCGAGCUGUGGCUGGUGCUUGUGGCUGUGAGUGCCGGGCUGCUGCUGCUGGGGCUGAUCAUCCUCUUGCUGUGGAAGUGUGACUUCUUUAAGCGGACCCGCUAUUACCGGAUCAUGCCCAAGUACCACGGGGUGCGGAUCCGGGAGGAGGAGCGCUACCCAUCUCCAGGGAGCACCCUGCCCACCAAGAAGCACUGGGUGACCAGCUGGCAGACUCGGGACCGAUACUACUGACAUCCUCCCUGAUCCCACCCCUGCUCCCCUAGUGUCCCCUUCUUCUAUUUAUCAUAAGUUAUGCCCUGACAGUCCACAGGGGCUACUGCCUUUGGCUGGCACCAGCAGGCUCGGGCACACACACCUCUUCAAGUGUAUGCACGUGCCAUCCAGCCAUGGCCUUCUCCCCGAAGGAGGGCUGGGGCCGUGGAACUUGCAUUGCUGAGCACUGCAGCCCUGUGCCCUGGACACAUAUGAGCACAUAUGGGUCCCACUGCUUGUGAACUGUGCUUGUGCACCCCAGAUGGUGCAUGGACAUGCGUGUCCCAGCCCUCUGCCUGUGCCAUAACCAAGCCAAAGGGCCUCCACCAGAGCCAGGAGGAAGAGGCCCCCAAUGUGAUGCCACCUCCUCUGUUCACACUGGACCCAUCGUGAGCCAUAGUCACUGGAUUGACUCUGUCCUCAAGAUGAAAACUACUGACAGGCCCCCGGUGCAGCUCCCAGUACCCAUGCCAGAGAGUCGGAGCCUGCCUAAGGUUGUCCAAGGGGGUGUUCACAGGACCUGGCAUGCUCAGACCCAAGAACAGAAGGAACUAGAAGGAAGGUCCCCAGGAUGGCUUUCUUUCAUGAAUCGUUGCGAAACCUCUGUCCUCAGCCAUGGCCAUUCCAUGCACUAGCAGGAAAUUCAGCCCUAAGAAACAAAGAUGGACACAGUGCUAGGCAGCCAGGACACACUGUGCUGGGACUGCCCUGGGAGCACAAUGGAAUCCUCAACAGAAGAGGGGACUGGUCCUGGGCCAAGGAGAUGUUGGAAGGAUACAGAGCAGAUACCACUUUUCAGCCACAUUACCAUCCUGGCCUGGAGGGACCCCCACAAGAUCACAGAGGGAGCGACACUUGAAUGUAGAACAGGGAGGGAGCCCCAUGAAGCCCCAUCAGCCAGACCCCACUCUGCCCGCACUGACCAUGGGUUGGAGACCUAGAAGUGAAGCUCUUGGCUGUCCUUGGCUUUCAGAGCCAGGUUCGCUCUGCCUUCUCCCCUGUGGCCCAUUCUAGAAGUUGAGGCUGGUUCAAGAAAACCUCUCCUGACCCCUGCCUAUUGGCAGACCCCUCCCCAACCCCUCCCCACGUCCAUGGUACUGUAGCAGGGGAGCACCCUCCCCCUCCUCGUGCCUUCUUUGUAUAUAGGCUUCUCACGGCAGCCAGUAAAGAGCUCCCAGUUCGUACACACUGCACCUGCCUCCAUCCACCCCCAUGCCUCACCAACGCCAUUCGGUCUGACGGAUCUUGCUACCUAGCUGACCCUCAGGUAGACAAAGCCAGGUGCAGGGCUCUUAGAGGUUGGGAGGGUGAAGCUCUAUGACGGAGAUAACCUGCUCCUGUUCUCAGGGGUGUCCCAGUCUAAGGUAUGGUCAUGGUCACAUAACUGAGAUCCAGAACAUGAGAUGAAAGAAAAGACCUGAGUAGACUGGAUGGAAUCCAAAAUGGCUUCUUGGUGGACAGUGCGCUGGGCCUGGGGAAGAGGUGGUGGUGUGCAGGGUCUGGAAGAGGCAGGAAGCUACUCUGCUGUAGAAGCAGGUAGUCCCGGGUAAUGGUGGAGUGAGGCUGGGUGCACAGGUGGAGAGCCGAGAGUCCUCGUCUGGUGGCUAAAUUCAGACAAGAACCUGCGUUUCUGCCUCAGUUUCCCCACAACCAGCCCUAGGCACCACGAUGGGUCGAGCAGAAGGUGGACCAGUGACCCAAGCCCGGAAAAACGGAAAGGUCAUAGUAUCCAUGUCCUACCUCUGAGCAGGAGUACCUGGGGCCCUAGUCUGCGGCAGCUCCUGCAGACAUGCUUCUGUCCUGAGUCCACAGCACUGGGUCAAGCUCUCCGCUGCCUCCUCUGCGCUAAGGUUGUCCUAAAUUGUGGCACAGGUCCUUCUGUUAAUUGUCCCUAAGGCGGUGACCUUUGGCAAGAAAGAAGGCCGGAAAUUACUACCCAGAGAAGCCUAGCGGCAGAUCUUCAGUUCAGCUACUCAGAGCCCUCAGACCCAGCCGCUGUCUCGAGCUCCUCCUGACCUGUCUGCCUUCCUGUGCCAGCUGUCUGCCCUCCCCACUCUCUACCAGAGCCCACCCCCUCACCUUCUGUGCUGGGAAUUGUCACUGAUUGACAGUGAAAUGUCCAAUUCCUCCAGAAAACCCCGGCCCCUACCCAGAGCUCUCAGAACCAGUAACCGGAGACCUCAGUUUGUUUUCCAGAAUCUGGGUUAUUCACUGGGCCAGGAAUAAUACACGUGUGGGCUGCCAAAGCCCAGCUCAGGUUGAGCAGAGUUCCGUGCAGCUCCGUCCAGUCCUUUGCAACCACUUCCUGCUGAAGAAAGAAGUGGGAUCUCCACAUCCCUCUGGCCAGCUUCACAGGCCCAGCUUCCCACCUCCUGUGAGCACCUGUUUGGAUAAGAACACACCGUCUGUCUCACACACACACAGUUGUGAGAAUAAGUAGUCAUCUUUCAGGACUGGUGCAGCUACCCUUUCAUGAAAGAAACAUACUGGCAGAGAUGCAGCAAUGUCCACUUUAUAGAAAAGGACCCUUUAUAAUGCCAAGCUUCUUGAGCUCCUUGGAGCUGCGGCACCUCCGAACAGUUUCAGAGGAGGGUCUUGGCUUUUAUAUCACUAAAAGAAUCCAUAAGGUAAUUCUCUUCUCUGGUCACAGGGCUGGAUUGCAUUUCCUGGGCCCUCCUGGCUGGAUGAGGCCAUGUGAGGCCAUUCCGGCCAAUGAGUUGUCAGCCAGAGGGAAGGGGAUCAAUUCUGGGCUGAGACAGUUCAUUGCUGGGUGAGACUCUCCCAGUUCUGCUUCUCCUAACUCUGCUGCUGUGGAAGCCUGUGUUGAGAUAAAGCUUUGUCAAUCUGAGUCCUUGAGAGCCCCCCACCAACCCACGUUGUACAUUUAGUGGGAAAUUUGGGAAUUUGGGGGGUUUUGUUACCUCCCAUCACCCAACCUAGCUUGACUGAUACAUCACACCACACCACUCCCAUUACCACCCUUCAGCAAUCUCUGUAGGAGGAAUUUAAUCCAAGCUCAGAGCCCCAUUAUGGAAGUCCGGCUCUAAGGGGACGAUCAUGGGAAAUCUCUUUCUGUCGCUUACAUGUAGCCUCAGGGGUCAUGGCCUUUUCCUUGUUACUUUAAUUUUGAUAAUAAUAGUAAUAGAUGCUAUUUAUUAAUUAUUUACUGUGUGCCAGGCACAGGGCUUGGCUUUUUACAUAUAGUAUUUCAUACGCUCUUCUGGGCAACUUGAAGACUGCACUCGCCAACAUUGUCAAUGACCUAAUUGCUAGCCUGAGGGAUGUUCAGUGGUCCUCCCUGAUACCUCUGUGGCCUGUCUUCCCGGUGACCCCAACUUCUUUUUUCUCCUUUUCCGUUCAAUGUGCUGGGUGCUGUGCCUGGUGCUGGAGACAGAGUGGUGAAUAAGACCAAUACAGCCCUGCCCUCGUGGAGCUUAAAGUCUAGCUGGGGAGACAGAUGAGUCAGCAGAUGAUUACCACUUGGUGUGAUAAGAGCUAAAAUAGUGCUAGAUCAGGAGGCCUAAGGAACUUUUGGAGGGAGCCCAUAACCCAGCCUGGUGGGGGGGGUCAGUGGCCUGAAGAAUAGGUAGGUGAAAGUGAGAAGAAAGAAUGAUCCAUGGGUAAGAGACAGCAUUUGCAACAGCGGGGAGAUUGGAGGCUGGUUCAAGGCAGUAGAUAAGUAUGGCUGGGAGUUGAGCAGGAAAAUGUGGAGAGAUGAGGCUGGAGAGUUCAGCCAAAUCAGAUCAUGUGAGAGCUAGAAAGGCUCCAGUAAGAAGUGGAGAGCCAUCAAAAGGCUGUGAGCAAGAAAAGUAACACCUUCAGAUUUGCAGUAGAAAAUGAUCCCUGAAUCUCUUUCCUCAUCUAUAAAAUGGGGAUAAUAGUAGCACAGUAGAGCUGUCUGGAGAAUUAAAUGAGAUGACGCAUGCAAACAGUGCCUGGCACAUAGGUUAUUAUUCAUUCAGCUAAGAGAGUCCCUUCCAUUGUGAAGCCUUGCACAUAGCUCUGCAUUGGCUGUAAUUGCAUUCUGUUAUAACUAUUUUUUACUUAUGCAGCUCUCUCUCAAACUGAGAAAUGAAAUAAUCAAGGGAAAAGACCAUGUCCCAAUCCUGUCUAUGUUUCCCGUUCCCAGCAUAUAAGCCUAGCACCUAUUAGGCACUUGGUGAGUGCCAGACAAGGACUGAAGGGUGAAAAACACCUCAAAGGAGCAAGUGGGAGGGGUGGGGGGAACCGGACUUACCGCGUUCCACCACAAGAGGGCGCGCUAUGUUCCCACGAGAGAGCCGGGCUGCUGGGCAAGGGUGUGCUCUCGGCCUCCAGCACAAAUCACCUUCAAGGACCUUUCUCUAAGGAAGCCCAGUGCGGAAAAGGUUGCUUUCUCAGGUCAAAUGAGUAGGGAGCAAUAAAAGUGUUUUGAAAAGUUUAUUGUAGCCGCCGCUAGGCGUUAGUUAGGGGGUUGGGUGUUUUUUAACUGGAAAAGCAAAAUGCCGCGCCUUUUCCUGAGCGCUUGGAUAUUUGUGGAAGUGGGU